This is a messenger RNA of Erigeron canadensis, 1527 nucleotides long. Its product is annotated as F-box/kelch-repeat protein SKIP4. The record is from RefSeq and is a predicted model, not a curated record. Lineage: Eukaryota; Viridiplantae; Streptophyta; Magnoliopsida; Asterales; Asteraceae. Gene Ontology annotation, molecular function: protein binding. The transcript has 3 exons. Bases 120 to 1199 code for a protein of 359 amino acids.
CAUCUAUUCAUUUUCAUACAUCAUUGUUGGAAAAUUGGAUCAUAGAUUCCAAAAAUCUCGAAUUUUAUGAAAAAAUCGAUCAGAAAUUGAUAUAAACGAGUUGAAUUGGUUGCAAGAACAUGGAAAUUAUGGGAAGUGGUUCAGAGGGUUCAAGUGAAACUGUCUCUACACAAUCAUCAUUGAUCAGUGGUAUACCAGAUGAGAUUGCUCUAAUAUGUUUGGCGAGGAUUCCUCGUAGAUAUCAUUCACUCCUGAAAUGUGUUUCAAGGAAAUGGCGGGAUUUGGUUUGCAGUGAAGAGUGGCGUUCCUAUCGUCAAAAGCAUAAUUUGGCUGAAACUUGGAUUUAUGCAUUGAGUAAAGACAAAAUGGAUCAACUUUGUUGUUAUGUAUUAGAUCCGAGUUUGCCCAAAAAAGGUUGGAAGCGUAUCCCUGACCUUCCAACUCGUUGUUUGAAAAGAAAAGGUGUAGGCUUUGAAGUUUUGGGUAAAAAGAUAUACUUUAUGGGUGGAUGUGGUUGGAUUGAAGAUGCUACAGAUGAAGCUUUUUGCUACGAUGUUAGUAGGAAUGCAUGGAGCGAAGCUUCUCCUUUGUCAACUGCAAGGUGCUACUUUGCCUGUGCAGCAAUGGAUGGUAAAAUGUAUGCUAUUGGUGGGCUAGGAUCAAAAUCCGUCGAUCCACAUUCUUGGGACACUUUUGAUUCUGACAAAAACGUAUGGACAUCUCAUAUGGAUCCAAACGUUGUCCCAGAAAUCGAAGAUACUCUAGUAGUAGAUAGGAAAAUUUACAUCAGAUGCGGGUCUUCGGCUGUAUCUUCUCAUGUGUAUGCAGUCGUGUAUGAUCCAUUAAACGGCACAUGGCAACAUGCAGAUGCUGAUUUGGUGUCUGGCUGGCGAGGCCCAGCAAUAGUAGUGGAUGAAACUCUUUAUGUGUUAGAUCAGAGUUCAGGAACCAGAGUGAUGAUGUGGCGAAAAGAUACUAGAGAAUGGGAAGCAUUUGGAAGACUAGCGUCUAUUCUUACCCGGCCUCCUUGUCAGCUUGUUGCUAUUGGCAAGAAGAUAUAUGUGGUUGGAAAGGGGCUUAGCACGGUGGUUUUUGAUGUUGAUAAAGCUGCUAAUAUGGAUGGAGUGUUGGUUAGUACUUCUGUGCCAAAGUUACCUUCUGAUGAUGAUGUAAUUAGGUGCAAGUCUGUAUCGUUGUGAUCCUUUUUUGUAUACAAUAAGCCUUUGUUUUACUUGAUUGUGCACCCUAGAAAAAUCUUGCUUGACAUAUAGUCACUACAAGAAAGAUGGCUAAUUAUGAAGACAUUUCUAUUGGGGUUGUUUGAAUUUCACUUACAGACACUUAAUGUUUGUGCAGACUUAUCGGAUUCAGUAUCAAGUUCUCUACUUUGUACGUUUUAUAUAAAAUGAAACAAGUGUUGGAAUGUAUUCUUAUGAUUAGUCCUUCAGGUUAAGGAAUUGUCUUGAGCACAAUGUGUCAAAUGAAUUUGAUUAUUACAAUGUCAUAUAGCAGAAGCAUCUUUAAAUA